UAUUAAAAUACGGGGCGGGGUUUGAGGGCGGGGCUUCGCAGUCUGGGGAAGAAGAUCCGCCAAAUUCAAACUCAGAAAGAGCAGUGGAGCUUUACUACAGCGCGGUGGAGUGAAAAGUGAGAGAAGGCUCCCAUCAUGUCGUCCGCUAUCGUGAACAGUGUGAAUGAACUUAGCUCCACGGUGUCUGGGAUGUGGCGUUCGCACAGCGUUCUCUCCGAGUCAGAACCCGAGAGCUCCCCUGAGGCGGCACAGCACUUUCGAAAGCUACGCUCCUCCAGCUCACUGAACUCACUGCGCAUGUCUCUGAGGAAGAGACUUCCUCUAAAAACUGUGCAGCCCACCAACAACAUCCCUGAGAAUCCAAACGGCGAGGUGCUUCAGAAAAGCAAGAAGACGAGCACCGUCACCCAGAUCAAGCGCACCGCCAAGAACACCAUUGGCAAUGCUUAUCAGAAGUUCCAAAAGAGCACAGUGUCACGCGACGAGUGCCUGGUGAGGACGCCUGGCAAAAUCAUGGAAGGAGAAGAGAACGAGUGUGCUCCUGCAUCUGCACACACCCCUAAACGACAAGCCAUGACCCCCAGGCGCACACCAAGAUCAGCCGCAAAGCGUACCCCUCGAGCUGCAGAUACUCCAGAGCCCAGCGAGUCAGCUGUGAGAGCCGUGAAGACGGGAGGAACCAGGAGGCAGCUCGUACGCAUGGCAGCGUUGAGGAGCCCUUUCGCAUCUCCCAACACGGUGAACCGUCGCAGGCAGUUUGAUCAAGAUCUGGACAGUGUGUCAAAAGGCCUCAGGAAACUAAAGCGACUCUCUCGGGCCUUUGAUGAAGUCAUUGGGAGAGAUGAGCGGACUGAGACCAUGGAGCAUUACAGAACAGUGAUGGCUCAGAGCUACGGCUCCAGCUCCAAUCUGGGCAGCAUGACGGGGAAAUUAAACAGAUCCUUCAUCCACCAGCAGAGCCGGCGAAUCCGCCACAGAGUGGGCAGCUGGACCGACAGCGCUCUCUCAAACCUCCGCAAAACCACAUAAAGAUGAAGCUACCUUUCUCUUUUUUUUUUUUUUUUAUAAUUUACUGUGUCUGUCUACAUCUAUGUGUUUGUCACCAUUAGUCAUGACUUCUCAUUGUCAUUUUUGUUCUUUUGUCUUUUCUUUUAAUGUGUGUAUCAUAUGGAAUAUCUGUAACUGAUGUCUCAAUAACCACCAGUGUAAUCGGUCAGAAAUUUUAGUUACCUGCCAAAUUGUUGUCAUGCUGUUACAAUUUAAAGGUCACGGCUGUUGAUACUGUGGGGAAAGCCCUUGAAAUGUUACCAAGAAAAAAAAAAUAUUUCGUCAUUGCACCAAAGACAACAGUUGAAGGUCUCUGUGUCUGUGAUCAGAAAACAAUGUUGCCAUUCUUACUUUCAUUUAUAUUCAAAACUAACACUAUCAUGAAUGUAGCGAGACAAACGUCAUGUUUACUAACUCGUAACUAGUUUCUAGUUAUAUAUUAUACACUAUAUUUUAGACUCCACCUUGUAUUGAGGUGUUAGGAGGCUCUAACUCAGCUUUUUUUUUUUUGUUAGCACACAAUAGCUGCAUGCUGUAAUUUAACAACGUGGUCCACAGAAGGGAGAAAAUGAUGCAAAGUCUGAAAAUGGAUUCGUCAGCUGCGAAAUUACUUUUGUUAAAAAGCAAAAAUUAUGUUGACUGUGAACUAUGGUUUUAAGCGCUUUUUCUCAUAACACUAAGCGCUCUUUCAGAAAUGUUUACCUUUUAUACUUUAAUAAAGAAGAUGUAUCCA
Pangasianodon hypophthalmus (striped catfish) is the source of this 1780-nucleotide messenger RNA. RefSeq lists its product as uncharacterized. The transcript is spliced from 5 exons. Bases 136 to 1029 code for a protein of 297 amino acids. Lineage: Eukaryota; Metazoa; Chordata; Actinopteri; Siluriformes; Pangasiidae. The record is from RefSeq and is a predicted model, not a curated record.